Molecule: messenger RNA, 2223 nt
Organism: Symbiodinium sp. CCMP2592
Lineage: Eukaryota; Dinophyceae; Suessiales; Symbiodiniaceae
Source: the annotation of a GenBank genome assembly
AUGAUGGCCUCUCUUUCGCAGUGUUUGUUAAUUUUGCACUGCACCUCGCGUAGAACCUGGUGGCCAUCCAUGUCGGUCACCCAAACAUCGGCAUCCCUGACCCAGUUUACGCGGUCCUUCUUGCUUACAGGGCUGCGGAGGUUUGAUGAUGAUGACGCAGGCCACCGAACGGCAUGGAAAAUCAGACAGACCUACCUCGAGGAUUGGCCAGGGCGUGUGGCACUUGUGGUUGGUGGCUCCAACGACAUGCGCAGUGUCCGAAGCGCCAAUGAAAGUGCUUUGAAAGAAGCGGGAGUCAAGACGAAAUGCUUACAUGGCAGAACCGAGAGAGAUCAAAAUAGGCUGCCACCAAGGUGCCUGCUUCUGAUCACCGAAACACUCUUCAGCAAGUCGCGGAUGGAGCUACGCAAUUCCUUGGACCUAGUCUUCGAUGUGUGCGAAAUCCACAGAGUUCUGCAGAGGAAAGAGGAGGGUUGUGGUUGGAGUGAUGUCUUGGUAACCUUGCGCAUCACACAGCAAGAGCAGGGACGACGUGGAGGAAUGCUUCGCACGAAGUACUGCCCGGAUUUCAGCACCGAUAGCCUUCCAGAGGAAAACCCAGAGCCGUGGAGGAAGGAAAAGAAGCAAGACAUGGUGUCCCCUCCGCUCAAGAAGUACCUGGGCCUUCGCUUUCCGGCUGUCGACUUCGAUGGUCCCAUGGAGAGGAACUUGGUGAAUCUUCUCUCCGGGCACUCGCCUCCCGGCCAUUCACAAGUACCAGGCUCCAGCCUGUGGACAGUUCGCCGCGACCAAGAGCUCUCCUUCAAUCAGCUGCCCAUUUGUCAUCUUCUGAACGAGUCUCUCAGGUCAAGCAACAACUGCAGCGAGCGCAUGGCAUGCCUUGUUGCCGCUUGCGUUCUCCAGCUGGUCUCCAGCAAAGGCUUCGAGCUGCUCUUUCGUGACAGGGCGAUGCUGGACAAAUGUGACGGUGACGUGCGCUGGUUGUGGAGUUUGGUCGAGGCCCCCAAGUUCCUGCAGACUUUCCUGACAUCAGCUGGGAAGCAUGACAUGGUGUGCACCCUUGUGGUCAUGGUAGUGCAGUGGAUGACGGAAGACCCUGGAAUGCCCCAUGAGAGCAGGCACGAGGAACUUCGCAAUCUUGCUGGCCAAUCCUUUGCAGAUUUUGCUGAACGAGUUCUUCGUCAGAAUGCAGCUGGGCAGCUUGCCGAAGUCGUAGGUUGGUUGCUAUCGGAGAUCAUGAAGCUUGCGCAGGAAGUGGUCGACGAAGCCCUGAGGUUCGAGUGGUUGCCAUGGUACGGUACCAGUGACCUCAGUCGACAGGACAUUCUCAACCUUGAUGCUCCUAGCAUUCUUCCCUUCCUUCGAUCGCAAUUCUGCCUGGCAGGUGUGGUUCAGUGCCAGCGAGUUGAAGGCUUUUCCGAGUUCUUCAAUGACGAGGCUGGCAUGCAUCAACUCGCUUGGAAGCUUGAGGUGAACAGUGCAAAGUUCAGCCACCUGCAAGUUUGUCACGAUACCGGAAACAUCCGGGUGGUGUAUGCGCCCAAAGAUUCACACUAUGCCAAGCUCCGGAAUCCCAUCGAGUGGAACAGGCCGCUUCUCAAGACAGUGAUCCUGCAUUACCUCCAGCCUGAGCCGCGUGACGAUGGCGUCGAUUCGGCAACCUUCCAGACUUCCGGAAACAGCCCGCUUGCAGCCGCGAUUUUGAGCAAGUUGGUGGCAGCAACGAGCAUGUUCUUGGUGUUGGCAGAGCUCUCGCAGCAUGUUCAGGAAGAUGAGGAAGGCGAGCGGCACGAUGGCAUCCCCGCACAAGAUUCAGACUGCUGCUUCGCACACAUGCUCAAGGCAGGUGUGUUGAAUGAGCUUUCUGACGCAUUUUCCUCUGGACGGAUUGGCUCAUCGGAAGGCAUCCAAGAGGAAGACCGAUCAAGAGUUUUGCCUGCGGAGGACGAGUCUGCCGGCGAGACGGAUGCUGUGGCACUUCGUGGCCAAGGCUCGGUGCCUCAGGAAGAAAGCUCGCCGUCACAUGUCCUGCGCUUGCCAUGCACGCCACCAGGCAUCAUCAAUCCGUACACGAGAAAGGAGCUGGUCGUGCUUGCUCUGAACCGCUUUAUGACGCCAGUUCUGUUGAGUGUUACAGCACCGGUCCUCUUGCUUGACGGCGAACUGCAGGCUGUUUCUAAGAAGCCAGGGUGCAUCUCCUCAGAACCUGCGUCGGAAGCAUGA